This is a messenger RNA of Saccharomycodes ludwigii, 2589 nucleotides long. It is a transcript of the gene CHL1, whose product is annotated as DNA helicase. Gene Ontology annotation, cellular component: nucleus. Gene Ontology annotation, biological process: nucleobase-containing compound metabolic process; establishment of sister chromatid cohesion. Bases 1 to 2589 code for a protein of 862 amino acids. Gene Ontology annotation, molecular function: DNA binding; DNA helicase activity; ATP binding. The record is from RefSeq and is a predicted model, not a curated record. The transcript has a single exon. Lineage: Eukaryota; Fungi; Ascomycota; Saccharomycetes; Saccharomycodales; Saccharomycodaceae.
AUGAGUAAAAAGUUCAAGACAAAAAGCAUGAUUGACAAAGGCCUUAAUUAUACGGAUAAUGAUUCAAUUAAAAACUAUAAUCAUCCAUAUGAACCUUAUCACAUCCAAAUGCUAUUGAUGGAUCAUAUAUAUAAAUUACUGGAUAAUGACGAACAACAUAGUAAAAUUGGAAUAUUUGAAAGUCCAACGGGCACUGGGAAAACCUUAUCUUUAAUAUGUUCAACUAUGACAUGGCUGAGAAAUAAUAAAAAAAAAGCCUUAUCCUCUUCAACAGAAAGCAUCACUGCUUCGUUGAAUAAUCAUCCUGAUGACGAGGACACUGAACCAGAAUGGGUUAAACAAAGCUAUAAAGAUGAUAUUUUAAAUGAAAAAAUAAAUAACUUUAAAAUUUUAGAAGACUCCAUAAAUAAAUUUGAAAAAACAAUUUCUAAUGGACAUUCCAGUAGUGCAGUGUUUAAUAGUUUAAAUGAAACACAAAAUUUGGGCAUAGUGAAAAAAAGAAAAUUGCAGCAUAUAGAUAUACAAAUAUCAAAAGAUGAGUCCGAUACUAACGAGGACAAUCAAUUUAUCUUAGAUAAUAAUGCUGUUGAAGACACUUCAAAAACGAAAAUCCAGCUCGAAAUUCAAACGUUAUUGAGCAAACUGGAUGAUAAAAAUAAUAAUAAUAAUAACAUUACAAACAACCUACAACAACCUAUACAAAUAUUAUAUGCAUCCAGGACACAUUCUCAAUUACAGCAGUUUUCAUCCCAAUUGACUUUACUAGAACACAAUAAGACAAAGUUCCCCUCGUCUAUAUUCCCUGUAAGCAAAGAAAAAAUAAAGUAUCUACCUCUAGGAUCUAGAAAACAAUUAUGUAUAAACCCAAAAGUUACAAAACUUAACAACACAGAACUAAUUAAUGAGGCUUGCAAAAACCUAAUACAAUCACAUGACUGCGUCUAUUAUGAAAACAUAGAUAAUUUACCCAUGGAAGCUAUUUUUAAUGAAAUUAUUGAUAUUGAAGAUUUAAACGAGCUAGGUAGAAAGUAUAAAAGUUGUCCAUAUUAUUUUAAUAGGCAUAUAAUUAAUUUGGCAGAGAUUAUUACCUUGCCAUAUCAAUUAUUAUUAAUGGAAUCCGCUAGAGAAAGUUUAAACAUACAUCUAAAAAAUUCUAUAAUUAUAAUAGAUGAAGCACAUAAUCUAAUAGAUACAAUAAUGGCAGUUAACAAAUCUGUUGUUAAUUUGAGUGAUUUGGCAAUAUGUAUCUCUUCUUUGAAACUGUACCUAGCAAAAUUUAAAAAAAAGUUGAACGCUUCCAACAGAGUUAACCUGUUAAUCCUAAUUAAAUUUCUGAACAACCUGUGCAAAUUUAUCGUAAAAAAUUUUAAAAUAAAUAAACAGGUCAAUCCAAAUGAUAUUUUACAAUAUGAAAAUUCGGAUAAAAUUAAUUUCCAUGAUUUGUUAGCUUUCAUUAAGGCAACAAAAUUGCCCUAUAAGUUGCAAUCAUACAUUAUGGAGCAAGAUAAAAGUCAACAACAAAUCAAUAAGGGAACGCCUCUGCUAUUUAAAAUUUCUAAAUUUUUACAAUCCUUAACUAAUCCAUCAGUAGAAGGUGUAUUUUAUUUUUCUGGGGAAAAUCAAUUAGAAUAUAUGUUGUUGGAACCAAGUGAGAUUUUUAAGUCUAUUACUGAAAAUUGUUUUAAACUUAUUUUGUGUGGUGGUACCAUGGAACCAAUGAAUGAGUUUAAAGAAAAAUUAUUUCCAUAUGUACCACCUGAAAAAAUUAUGACAUUUAGUUGUGAUCAUGUUAUCUCAGAUAACAAUUUACAAGUUUUCAUCGAAAAGGACAGUGCUGUUAAUGAUAUAAAUCGUUCUAUUUUUGAGUUUACCUUUGGGAAAAGAAAUGAUUUUAAAAUGUUAGAGUCGUUGGGGACAUAUCUAUUGAAUUUAUUUAAAGUUAUUCCUGAUGGUGUAGUUUUAUUUUGCCCUAGCUAUCAGUUCUUACAAACAUUAAUGGAUUUCUGGCAAAAAUGCCCAAAUGACCAUUUUUUCAAGUUAAAUCAAUUGAAAAAAAUAUACUCUGAAUCAUUUACAAAAACAAAUACAAGCGAUUCUCCACUAAACAAAUACCAGGAGAGAAUAUUGAUCGAUCGGAAACCAGCCGCUCUAUUUGCUGUUGUUGGUGGGAAAUUGAGUGAGGGAAUAAAUUUUCAGGACAAUUUAGCAAGGGCGGUCAUUAUGAUUGGUUUACCAUAUCCAAACAUUUUUCAAAGUGAUAUGGUUAUUCAAAGGGAACACAUCAUGAAUAAGUAUUCCGACAACAAAAAAUUGGCAAUAACAGAAACUAAAAAUUAUUUGGACAAUAUAUGCAUGCGUGCCGUUAAUCAAAGUGUUGGAAGGUCUAUCAGACACGUCAACGAUUAUUCAUGUAUCUAUUUGUUGGAUAAAAGAUAUAACAACCCCAAUAUCAAAAAUAAACUAAGUGGGUGGGUUAAAAAAAGAAUUGUUACUGAUAAUUAUCAAUAUAAAAACUUGUCUUUGCAGGAAUAUGAUGACAAAAUAAUAAAUUCAACGAGAAAAUUUUUUUUCCAGAAAAAAUUGGAGUAA